UUCCCUCGCCCGCUUCGCGCCCCCCCCGGUGCCGAGCGGAGCCGGCGCUGGAGCGGGGCUGGGGGGAACCCCGGGCAUCCCCGGCUGCUCCGGGCGCACCGAGGGUCCCUGUGCCCGCACGGCCCCGCCGCCGCCAACCCCGGCUGCCCCCCGGCACCUCGGUGGCGUCCCCGGGGCUGGUGGCGACCCCCGGGGAUGGGGCCGGGGACCCCGCUCGCUGGCAGGGCGCUGCACCGGGCUGGCUGCGCCCGCGCUCGGUGCCGUACGUGGUCCGGAGAACCGUGGCCGCAGCCAUCCGAGCCCCCCGUGGGGCCCUGGAGAGCCGCAUCCCACCCGAGGAGGGGGUCCGGGGACAGAACGAGGUUCCCCCUUUCCUGGGUCACCGGUCCCGGCUCGUUCGGGUCCGUUUGCAGCGGUGCCCAGCCCUGGGCUCGCCCCCCCCGGGUUACUUCUGGCAGACGUGGGGGGCUGGUCCCCCGGCCAGGCAGAGGUGCUGGUGUGGGGCUGGGUUUCCCGGUGCCCUUCAGCUGCUCCGAGUCCUGCUCCCCGCUCGGGGGGUGCCGGGAGUGGGGUGCUCAGAGCCGGCUCUGCACUGGCGCGACCUUGGGGUGUUUCGGUGCAGUCGAGCUGAGUUACGGUGCUGAGCAGCGAGCGGAGGAAGCCCCGUCCUUGCCCCAUCCCAGGCCUGGCAGCCUCCCCCUAGAGCCCCAGCAGCCCCCAGGAUGGCUCUGGGGGGAGCUUUGGCCCCCCACCAGUGGGGAGCAGCAUCGCUGCCUCCCCAGGGAAACCCAGCCCCGAGGAGCUGCAGUCCCUCAUCUGCAGGCGGGGAGGAGGACGUGGGACCCCUGCACCCCAGGGUGCUGCGGGGACUGCAGGGGACAGCCCCAAGGCUGCUGUGGGCAGGCUACCAAGGAGAUGCCCGGGGCAGCACAGCGUGGGGCUGUCCACAGCACAGCUCGGCUCAACCUGUGCCAUGGGGAGCCCUUUCACGCCGGUGUCUUCAGUCACGGGAUGCUGGGAGAGGAGAGCUCCUGCAUCCUGCCCUGCUUGUGCCGCCGCCGCGGCCCCUCGGUGGGACGGGACCUGUGGCUGGGAAAGCAGGGCAGCGCGCUCGCUGCUCUCGGACGUGGCCUUAUCUGCUGCCACCACCCUGGGAACUUGCUAAACGCUCAGCCCCUGUGAAUUUCCUUUUUCUGUUUUUGUUUCUUUCCUGCUGACGUUUUUCCCCUCCGGAAUAAAGGGCUGGAUGGAGACCAUGGUUACAGGGUGGUGUGGGCAGCCCGGCCCUUGGGGCUGGCGUGGCACCGGGCAGGGGACAGCGCAGCCCGGGCCACCCGCCCGCUCCAGUCCCCUCCAAAGCAAACACCCUGCAGAAAGCGUGGUGCGUGCCUGCGUCCCCGGGGUGGGCAGCGCUGGAAGCAGAGCUGAUGCACCGACUCCAGCCCAAACCACCGCAGGGAAGAGCCGAGGGGCCGGCGGCCGCGUGAGCAAGCCGGCACGGUGCCGUGCCUCCGGUGGAGCCGUUCCUCCGCGACCAUGUGGCU
Molecule: messenger RNA, 1544 nt
Organism: Oxyura jamaicensis (ruddy duck)
Lineage: Eukaryota; Metazoa; Chordata; Aves; Anseriformes; Anatidae
Exons: 2
Coding region: 196-1182 (328 amino acids)
Source: RefSeq, a predicted model, not a curated record